AUGAACAUACACAUUGCCUUCUCUCCUUCUCCACUAUCAGAAUACCCACCUAUCAUUGAGUUCCAAGAAAUCAAAUCGGGUUUCUUGAUUCUCGAGAAGACAUUGCAAGCCGAGCGAGUGUCCUUACAGCUGCAGUACAUAUCGAGCAGCGAGUUAUGCAGAGGCAAAUCGACAUGCGUGCCCGAUAUAAGGACAUGGGCAUGCACGAUUUUGCCAGCCGAGGACCACGUCCCGAAGCCCGGACGAAGCCUGCAGGAGGCUAGUGAUGGUCAUUCUGUUUGGCUUGAGGUUCACGUUCUCCAGUCGGCUGAGCAGCCGGAGACGAUGUUUGGUUGGGGCAUUUUGUCGAACAGGUUCUGGGUGUCCCCGAAGGACCCGCAGCGUGCGUACAUGGCGAGGAGGAUGUUGUUAUGUAACAGCGGGGACUCUGUAUCGGUGCAUGGGGAGGUGAUGAGGAGUGCGUGGAGCCGACGCGCCUCCCGGAGAGACUUUGUGGCGGCGCAUUUGGGGAUGAGAUGCGCUCUUGUUAAUGGUGGUGGUGGCAUAAAAAGUCACCUUUUUUUUGGUUGUUAA
Striga asiatica is the source of this 573-nucleotide messenger RNA. The record is from the annotation of a GenBank genome assembly. NCBI's taxonomy places the organism in Eukaryota, Viridiplantae, Streptophyta, Magnoliopsida, Lamiales, Orobanchaceae.